CAUAUCUAAUGAAAACAGCGCCAAAUUUAUUUAGACUCAUUUUUUGGUUGUCCAACGUUUUUGGAGGCAGCGUGACAGGUGACUAAUGGCCAGCCCAGUAGAUAACCAUUCACAGACCAGCAUGUGGGUGGACUUGGUCUUGACCAACCUAUGAAAACAUUCACAGUUCACCAGCCUGCUCCAGGGCAGACAUUACAAUGAGGACUGCAAGGGCAGUUUUCAACCUUACCGAGGCCUAAGAAGACAUAGACAUAGACUGCUGAACAUUGGAAAAUAAUACAGUUACGCCUUUGCUAUACAGAGUGCCGUAACUGCAUGCAUGUUAUAGAUUUCUGCUUUACAAUAAUUGAAACGCAACACUCGCUACAAAGAGAUUGAGUUUUGUCUGCAGGACAGGAAUAGCAUUGUUCUUGGAAUCCCAAACUGAUUCACAAGUAUUUUCGUUUUAUGUCUAUGUUUUCAUGUGUUACAAAUUAAAAAUAGAUAUUAUGUCCCUGAAAACUGUAGCCUCUGCACCUGUUGUAUGUCAAGCGGCUAUUUUUCUAUAAAAAGAUUUGUGUCGGAUCUCAGGUUUUGCUAGCAUGCCAGUAACGGACCAGGCCUUUGUCACCCUGGCCACUAACGACGCGUACAGCCAGGGGGCGCUAGUCAUAGGGAAGUGCUUGCGCAGGCAUGGGACAUCCCGGCAGACUGUGGUCAUGGUCACCUCGCACGUUUCCCAGGGUACACGGGCGGCCCUGGCUGAAGUGUUCCAUCAGGUGAAAGACGUGGAAGUACUGGACAGUUCAGACUGGGCACACCUUAACAUGAUGGGCCGUCCUGAGCUAGGCAUCACCCUCACCAAGCUGCACUGCUGGGCCCUCACGGAGUACAUUAAGUGUGUGUUCCUGGAUGCUGACAUGCUCGUACUGUGUAACGUGGACGAGCUCUUUGACCGUGAGGAAUUGUCUGCUGCCCCUGACCCCGGCUGGCCUGACUGCUUCAACUCCGGCAUGUUUAUAUUCCGGCCAUCUUUACAGACUCACACCCGGCUUCUGAAGUGGGCCAGGGAGCAUGGCAGUUUUGAUGGUGGAGACCAGGGACUUUUGAAUUCCUUCUUCAGUGGCUGGGCCACAGAAGACAUCAGCAAGCACUUACCAUUCAUUUACAACCUCAGCAUCAGCACUGUCUACAGCUACUUGCCAGCUUUCCAGCAGUAUGGGCCAAAGGCUAAGAUCAUUCACUUCCUGGGUGCACUCAAGCCCUGGCAUUGCAAGUAUGACCAUCAGAAGGGGGAGGUUUACCUGGGAGAUGGGUCCCUGUGUCACCUGCACCUGGGCCCUUUUAUGAAGCAGUGGUGGGUAGAGUACUGCCGGCCAGCAGCACCGUCUUUUACACAGACAGACAUCUGGCAAGAUCUUGAGGCACCCCCUCAAAAGCAGACAGUAAGCGUUGAGGUGAUUCACCAAGAGGAUUCGUCUCUGCACACAGAGGCUUCCCCACCCACAGCACCAAAGGAAAUGUUCCAGGGGGCACACCAAGCAGACAGGCCUCCAGGGGAUGAAGGUGUGGCUUCUGAAUGGACACACCCACAGGACCCACCUCCAGUUGAGGAAGGCAGAGCCCUGGGUUCAGGAGUCUUGGGCAGCAGCCAAUCUGAAGAGCUGGUUUUGGAGCUGCCUGCCUCCAUCGGUGAUCUGGCCAUUCACCUGACUCCAGAGGAAGAGGACCUGGAGCACAAACGUCAGUGGGAGGAGGGGCGUGCCGACUACCUGGGGAAGGACGCUUUUGACAACAUCAAGAAAAAACUAGACAAAUUCCUUAAGUAGCUGACUGUAUGGAAACACAGAACUCAAGCACACACACUGAAAUGAAAACAAGGAAAGCUGCAUGACUAUUUGAAACAGUCUUGUGAGAUGGACAGAAUUCAGUGUUGAACAAACACAAUGAUGAAAAUUGCAUUUGCUCUCUGGAAAUAUCCUGUGUGUUCGGGAAAAGUGUGGACAUGGAUCCUUCAUAUUUACCCACACACAGCGUAUUUUAUAAUGGCAAAUAUUUUCACUUCAAUUUUACUUAGCUUGUGCUUAUAUCACUGUAACACAAAGAGCAGUAGGAUGGAAUAGCUUUUGUGAACUUUCUGAAACUGAAAAAAUAUUAUCUGAAUAAAAAAAUGAGGACGUCAAACCUCACAGAAAACAUUAUGCAGGCACAGUAAUGGAAGACUUGUUUUGAUAGUAUUACCUUCAUAUAUGAUGUCAGUAAUGUAGAUUUUUCAACCAAGCAACCUAAGAAAGUCUAAUCAAACUCGAUUUCUUUCAAGUUCAAAUAUAGUAGGCCUAACCUGUUUCAUACGUGUCCGAAAUAGCCGAAAUACAGUCCUCAUCUUAAAAAUCA
This is a messenger RNA of Anguilla rostrata (American eel), 2373 nucleotides long. RefSeq names its product glycogenin 2 (gene gyg2). Gene Ontology annotation, molecular function: glycosyltransferase activity. The coding region runs from base 582 to 1808 and encodes 408 amino acids. Gene Ontology annotation, cellular component: cytoplasm. NCBI's taxonomy places the organism in Eukaryota, Metazoa, Chordata, Actinopteri, Anguilliformes, Anguillidae. The transcript has 9 exons. The record is from RefSeq and is a predicted model, not a curated record.